UGACCUCCUGACAGUUCGUGGUAGUUGUUCAUGUGCGCAAAACAUAACCAGCAAAUUUGAUUUGCUAUCCAUAUUACAUUCUUGGAUACCUUAUAACUAUUUAGCAGAAUGUACCAGCUAUUGAAUCGAUAUAUUGACUUAUUUAUGAAAUAGAUUUAAGAAAUUAUAAAAGAAAGCAAGGAUUAUAAAUUGGACAAUUGUCAUGGAUGACUGUGAUUUACAAGUAUUAAUCAAUGACCAUAUAGAAAUUGGUAAAAGUCUAUUAGAAAUAUUGAAAUCUUUUGAUAGUGUUGAUGGAGUAGCAAAAUUAGUAACUAAAAUAAAGAAAGAAAUAAAGUUUCUUGAAAAAGUAUUAAAGAAUAAUGAUCUUCAACCAGACUACGUGUGCUGUACUAACUUAAAUUAUUUAAAAGCUAUUGUUCAAUGCUUAUUACAAGAACACAAUAUUAUUCAUGUAUUUUAUCCAGUCACCAUUGAUAAUAGAAAAAUUUAUAUUGAUGUAAUAAGUGAUAAUGGAGGCUCCUGGAUUAAAGUUAUUGCACGCAACAAAAAGUCAUUAAGUGAGGCUGCUUUAGGACAAACUACAACUAAAGUUCGAAGUGUUAUAGAUCAUAGCAAUGAUUAUUUAUCUGCAGCAAAAUUAAAACCUAUAUAUUACAAAGAACCUCAGAUCAAGUUUAUUUUUGCCAAUGGUGUCGAUGAUUUUCUAAAAUUAGAAUUGGAAGCAAAAGGUGUAUUUGUAGUCAAUUCAUUGGAUGAAAAUAAAUCACUAAUACCCAGUGAAUUGUUCUUAAAACAUUACAACAAUAUUAAUACAUUAAAUUUAGAUAUAACUGCUAUGAUAGCAUAUGUUAGUAAUCUUACUAAUGGGCAUUGUAAUAUUGAAUUAAAAGAACCACUUUUAGCAGAACAAGCUAGAUGGGAAAGGGAGCGACCAGUAAAUACUAUUUUAAACCCUUUAUUUAACGGGAAAAAUCUUAUUUGUUGUGAAACUGCUAAAAUAGCAUUCGAAACCAUUAUACAAACAAUUGGGGGUCCUGAAGAAAAGGCUAGAGCUGCAAACUUAUUAGAAAGAGUUACAACUUUACCAGAUGAUGCCAAUCGAGAUGAUGAUUUUUUUCAAAGUAUUAAAAUAUGUGGAAGGAUAAAGCCAAGAUCAAAAAUAAUAUUUUUGUUUGGACAUUUCUUAAAGGCCAUCACUGUGACUGCAAAUCAAGGGUUCAUUGAAGCUGCUAAACAACAAUCUUUUGAGCCAGUUGUGUUUUUGCAUGAACCAAGGGCGUUAACAGAAUUGAAACAGAUCCAAAUCAUAUAAUUUGAUUUUAUUUUUAGCUGUAUGUGAC
This is a messenger RNA of Ctenocephalides felis (cat flea), 1343 nucleotides long. Its product is annotated as UPF0415 protein C7orf25 homolog. The record is from RefSeq and is a predicted model, not a curated record. Bases 203 to 1315 code for a protein of 370 amino acids. The transcript has 3 exons. NCBI's taxonomy places the organism in Eukaryota, Metazoa, Arthropoda, Insecta, Siphonaptera, Pulicidae.